AUGCAAGUUUGCGCAGAUCACGUGAACGCAAAGUCGUUACAUUGCUUCGAAAUAGAAGAUGUACAUUAUGAAGUGAGAUACCGAGACAAAUGUCAAGAAGUGUCGUCUUCGCUAAAGCAAAGGGCACAGCUGUUGGGCGAGUUCGUAGCGGAGCAGAUGAGUGGGCUCACUCAAGAGAGGGACUGCUCUAUGCCCAGUGUUAACUUGCAUUUGGCCGAUUUAAUGAAUGAACUAAAAACCUGUAUAAUCGGUAUCGGUUUCGUCCUAUGCGGCGGAGCUUUAGAGAGGGCAAUACUUUACAAAGUGCUGGCAGACCGCGUGGGGUUGCCGUGCUCGCUGCAUAGAGCGUCGAGUGCGCACGCGUGGUGUGAGGUGGCUGUGCCUGAACUAAAUCCUGCUGAAGACCUACAAGAAGAAGAGAGCUAUCCAGCAGGACUUCUCAGGGCUAACUAUGUGGUAGACCUUAUGGAGGCACCAGGGAAGUUACUGCCGCGUCUCUCGGUAGAGGCUCAACGCGUGUGCGGGAAGCAAUGCUCGCCUUACAUUGCGCGGACUCUACCGGAGAUAUGCAAAUGUGAACAU
Messenger RNA from Brenthis ino (lesser marbled fritillary), 582 nucleotides. The record is from the annotation of a GenBank genome assembly. NCBI's taxonomy places the organism in Eukaryota, Metazoa, Arthropoda, Insecta, Lepidoptera, Nymphalidae.